This is a messenger RNA of Mugil cephalus (flathead mullet), 3952 nucleotides long. RefSeq names its product MORC family CW-type zinc finger 2 (gene morc2). The transcript has 26 exons. Gene Ontology annotation, cellular component: nucleus. Gene Ontology annotation, molecular function: zinc ion binding. NCBI's taxonomy places the organism in Eukaryota, Metazoa, Chordata, Actinopteri, Mugiliformes, Mugilidae. Bases 202 to 3198 code for a protein of 998 amino acids. The record is from RefSeq and is a predicted model, not a curated record.
UGGGUAGAAAAUGGGCGGGACUUAAGCCUGGCAGAGGGAAACCAACCAUCGACGAUGAGGUGGUUGGAUUUUUCGCGGCCUGGAGACGAGUUUCAUGUCAAGGAAAAGAAAACGGUGAACGCUCUGCACUAGAGCUUGUUUUGUCAGGAAGAAGACAAACAAGAGGCCAGGAAGGAAGAAGGAUACAACUAUACAUUGAGCAUGGCCUACUCCAUCUACAGCAACCUGAGCAGGGCUCAGCUUACCUUUGAGUACCUGCACACAAAUUCGACAACCCACGAGUUCUUAUUUGGAGCCUUGGCAGAGCUUGUGGACAACUCAAGAGAUGCCAGCGCGACACGAAUAGACAUCUACACAGAAAAAAGACCAGAGCUGCGGGGCGGCUACAUGCUCUGUUUUCUGGAUGAUGGUAUCGGGAUGGACCCUAAUGAGGCAACCCAUGUGAUUCAGUUUGGAAAGUCAAACAAACGGUCCCCCGAGUCCACUCAGAUUGGACAGUAUGGAAACGGACUGAAAUCGGGCUCUAUGCGUAUUGGGAAAGACUUCAUCUUGUUCACAAAAAAGGGCGACACACUGACUUGUCUUUUCCUGUCGAGGACUUUCCAUGAAGAAGAAGGACUUGAUGAGGUGAUAGUGCCUCUGCCCUCCUGGGAUUUAAAGACCAAGGAGCCUCUGACUUCUGAUCCAGAAAAAUAUGCCAUAGAGACAGAGUUGAUCUUCAAAUACUCUCCUUUUAAGAGUGAACAACAGCUGAUGGAGCAGUUCAACAAAAUAGAAAGUAGCAAUGGCACUCUUGUGAUCAUCUAUAAUCUGAAGCUGAUGGACAACAGAGAACCUGAGCUGGAUGUGGAGACGGAUCACCAGGACAUACUGAUGGCUGGGACGCCUGCUGAAGGAGUGAAGCCAGAGAAGAGGUCCUUCAGGGCUUAUGCUGCGGUUUUGUACAUCGACCCACGCAUGAGGAUUUUUAUCCAGGGUCAUAAAGUCAGAACAAAGAGACUUUCCUGUUGUCUUUAUAAACCAAGGGUUUAUAAAUACUCGUCGACUCGUUUCAAAACUCGGGCUGAGCAAGAAGUUAAAAAAGCCGAUCACCUUGCAAAGAUUGCGGAGGAGAAGGCCAGAGAGGCGGACAGUAAGCGCGUGGCUUUGGAAGCCAGAUUAGGAGAGGACCUGUCCAAAGACUCACGGGCAAUUUUGAGAAAGGUUCAGGAUUCAGCCAUGAUGCUACGAAGGGACGCUGACAUGAAAAAAAGGAUUCUCGAGGCUAAACAGAAAGCAUUAAAGGAGCCUAAGGAGUUGAACUUUAUAUUUGGAGUCAACAUUGAACAGAGGGACCUUGAUGGGAUGUUUGUAUACAAUUGCUCUCGUCUCAUUAAGAUGUAUGAGAAGACGGGGCCUCAGUUGGAGGGAGGCAUGGCAUGUGGUGGUGUGGUUGGGGUAGUGGAUGUCCCAUAUUUAGUUCUGGAGCCUACCCACAACAAACAAGACUUUGCAGAUGCAAAAGAGUAUCGGCAUUUACUAAAAUCCAUGGGGGAACAUUUAGCUCAGUACUGGAAGGACACCAACAUUGCACAGAAAGGCAUAGUGAAGUUCUGGGAUGAGUUUGGAUACCUGUCUGCCAGCUGGUCUGCACCUCCAUCUACAGAGCUGAGAUACAAGCGACGUCGUGCCAUGGAGAUACCACUUACUAUUCAGUGUGAUAAAUGUUUAAAGUGGAGAACGCUGCCUUUCCAGAUGGACGCUGUGGAUAAACGUUACCCAGACAGUUGGGUGUGUCCUUCCUUUUUUCCUUAUCGCACUGAAAUGUUUGUGUCUCCUUUUCACACAUUGCUAAUUCAGGCAACUAGGUCUUCUGAAAGGACCUUAACACGCCCACGCUCCCCACCACUCCCAGUUCACCUCAAAAAUGCCCAGAGCACCCCUUCAUCACGUACAGCAUCUCAGCGGCCCAGCCGAACACCCGCCCCUCCGCCACCUAAAGUUGAAACACCAAGGUCAAGAGCCGUGGCAAAGCCUGCUCCACCUUCUUCAAAGACUGCACCCAAAGCUACUGCCAAAACACCACCACCCAGCCGAAGCUCACGGGCAUCUACCAAAGCAUCAUCUGUUAAACCAGCAGCUGCUGGACAGCGCAAGAGAGUAAUAGAACAGGAAGACAGUGAGGAAGAGGAGGAAGAAGAGGAGGAGGAGGAGGAAGAGGAGGAGGAGGAAGAAGAAGAAGACAGCGGGGAGGAGAGUGAGGAACCUCAAACAAAGAAAUCCAAGAUGGCUGCAGCUGCUGGGAACCGUGGGAAAGUGGCAGAGAAGGCCCCGCCUCCAAAACGUGGAAAAAUAGACGAGAUCCCCUCUGUUAACCUGCAAGGUUGUUCUCAUCCUCAGCCUGUGAAGAAAGGGGUUUUUACUCCCACGCGGCAGACACCAGCCACACCAACCCCCGCCUCUAAACCCAUUACUGUGCAACAGCAUGGGCCUAAAGAAAAGGCACCUGAGAAAGCUCCGCAACAGGAACCAGAGCUCGACACUAAAAAUGCCCAAAAAGAUAAAGGUCUGCUGGUUGAAGUACGUGUCAAUAAGGAGUGGUACACUGGCAAGGUCAUUGCUGUUGAGGCGAACAAACAAAGCAUUCGCUGGAAAGUUAAAUUCGACUACGUUCCUCGUGCCACGCCUAAGGACCGAUGGGUUUUUAAGGGUAGUGAUGAAGUCCGGUUGAUGCGGCCGCCGUCUCCAAUCUCGCAGACCCCUGACACCCAGCAGGAGGCGGAGAAGGGGCCGGCGCCCAUGGAGCCAGACACCACUCAGCCGGGAACCAGCCGAGAGGUGACCGACAGCCUGGUCACCAUGUUGAGGACGAUGCUGCGUUACUUCUUCCCUCCUGCUUUUCGGAUCCCCAAGGACGAUGUCAACAGCAUGACAGCCGAGGAACUGGUUGCAUUUCCUCUGAAAGAGUAUUUCCAACAGUAUGAGUCAGGUCUCCAGUCGUUGUGCAAUUCGUACCAGAGCAGAGCUGAUGCUCGGGCCAAAGCUGUGGAGGAGAAGAGCAACAGCACCGAAGUCAAACUGAGGGAGGCAGACGAAAAACUACAGAAACUACGAACAAACAUUGUAGCACUCCUACAGAAAGUACAAGAGGACAUUGACAUAAACACAGAUGAUGAACUCGAUGCCUACAUAGAAGACCUGCUCACCAAGGGCGACUAAAGAAGAAAAUUAUAAACAUGAAGAGGACACGGAAAUUAACAGACUGACAGUUUUCAAUCCAGCCAUUACUUGCUGGGACCCAUGCUUAUGUUGGCUGUGAAUAUUGGGACAUUUUCAUUAUUGAUCCCUCCAAAUCUUAAUUUUUUUUUUUUUUUUUUUUUUAAACAAAACAUUGUUGGUUAGCCCCCUGACCUGUGGUUUUCUUUUUAGUCCUUUUUAUAUAUUCACGGUUAUAUAUGUUAAUCUAUGUUUAAGACGUCCUGUCUUUAUCGCUUUGGAAUAAUUUCUGUAGGUUUAAUACAACGUAUGCUCCUUUUUAUAUAGGUAACUAAUGCUGUGACAUUCGUUGCUCCUCUUGGUGCGGGUGGGGGAUUCCACACACUAAGUGACUCAAGACUUCGGUUGAAAUCGUCUGUUCUCUGUGUUGGAGCCAUUAAUUAAACGGCGAGUUUUAUUUUGUACACUAAAAGCACAUCAGUGUUGCCCGUCAUCUUCCUACGUCCUGCUCUGCAGACGAGGUUUGUCUCUCACGGUCAGGUGAUGUGCCACACCCAAAAACAAUAACCAAUUACUGGGUCUUAUCAGAACGGAUAUUCCUUUAAAGCCCCUGCAUGUAAGCUAUGUUCAUUUUUUGGAAGUGAAAAAAAAAGAAAACCUUUGUUAAAUUCAAAACUGUGUUCAUAAUCAUAUCCUUAUUUCUGAACAAAGUUUUAACAUGUCAUGAAAAUGUUUUAUUAAACGGUGCAUGCUUUCA